Messenger RNA from Poecilia latipinna (sailfin molly), 1933 nucleotides. RefSeq lists its product as uncharacterized. The transcript is spliced from 2 exons. The record is from RefSeq and is a predicted model, not a curated record. NCBI's taxonomy places the organism in Eukaryota, Metazoa, Chordata, Actinopteri, Cyprinodontiformes, Poeciliidae. The coding region runs from base 1200 to 1928 and encodes 242 amino acids.
GAGAUGACUUCCUGGAGGCGGAGCUUCAGAAAGAGCAGGAGAUUUUAAAGAGACAGAGGCCCGAUUUCAAGGAGUUUAAUUAGGAAGUUACAUUUCUUUAAGUCAUAUUUGCUAGAGCAUUUGAUAAUAAUUUAAGGUUACUUUAUUUGCUAUAAAAUGGCACUAUGCGCCUGGAAAACUCAAAAUAUCGCCCCUUUACUACUAGACUUGUAAAUAAAUGACGAGAUCUUUCAAUUUUAAAAUGUAAUGUAAAAAGCAGAUCUGUUGCUUAACUACUUUGACCAAGAAGAACAUAUUUCUAAGCAGUUCUGUUUGGGCCACUCCUUUCAAACCAUCAGAAAAUCAAAUAAACAGAUUUUUUAAUUGCCCAUUUUGACAGCAACCAUCCUCCAUAUGCAUAUUAUUUUUUAGCAACGUAUCAUUACUUUUAUUGGGUUGCUGCUUGCUGCUGAAAAGGCAUGAACCUCUAGGAUUUUUAAUAUCUACAAAAAAAAUUUAAUGAAGAAAUUUGGGAGCAGAAAGAGAUUAAAUUGGACGCAACACCGUUUGCAUCAUUUUAACUGUAAAACAGGAAACAAAGUUUCUAAUUAACAACUGUUUAAAAAAACAGUCCUAAUUAGUUCCAAUGUCUUAGACAUUAGAACAGAUUCAGACCUUAAUGAUUUUCAUCUAGAAUGUGGAACUGAAACCAUGCUGAAAAUCAGGAAAUGCUGCAUAUCUGCUUCUAAAAAAACAUGUUUCACAUGUAAGAAAUAACUGACUGGAGUUAUUGUUUUCUUUCUGAAAUUGAUCAGAUUUCUCCGUAUGAUUUGGGGGCCGAAGGGGCCGUCCUACUGAAACUGCCCGGGGCCCUUCAGAAGUUAAGCCCGGCCCUGAUCCAAACAUAUGUUGGAUUUUCCUUCUUUUCAAAGCAGAAACCAGAACUGCUGCUUCCUGUAGCCAAUCAUGUCCUCCGGUGAGUGAAAUAUGGAGUCAAACAGGUCGGACGGCAGCGGGAUGAGCUGAGUGACAGAGAGUUUCUGAGGGAGACGCUGGUUCCUUUCUGAGGUCGGAUCUGUUGUUGUUUGGGUUUUUAAAUGAAGGAUGAGGGGAAAAUGCGACUGAGGCAGCGAUAGGGCUCCAUGCUGACUGCAGAUUUCAAGGCACAUCAGAACAUGUUGGAAAUCAGAACAGUAAAGCACUGAAGCAGAUUGAGGAAAAUGAGUGUUCCUAAAGACCCGCCGGCGGUGAAGCGGCCUGAAGCCCAGGAGGAUGACGACAUCGAGUCAGAGGAGCCGAAAGGCAAAGACGAGCAGGGAAAGGAUUUCCCGAAAACGACUCAAACAGCAAAACCAGCGUUCAACCCUCUGACUCUCAUCAAAGACGACUUCAACCAAUUUAAAGAGGAAAUGAAGAAAAUGUUCAGGGACAAAGACUCGGAUCCCAAACCGAGCCAAUCAGCGGAGAAGAGUAGCAGCCCUCUGACUGUCCUGAAAGAGGAACUCUCCAACGUUUUCCGGUUUGGUCCUUCAAGAGGUCGAGAGGACAAGAACGUGGAAAAGAAGGAAGACUCCAGGAACAACCCCAGGACAAAAGCCUCAAGAGCAGAGAGACCAGAUGAAACGCUGACGAGUCUGUUCUGGAGGGAGAAACCUCUCCUGAAGACGGCUCAAACAAAUCACACGAAGGAGGUUAAAAAGAGCAAAGAAGACUUCGAAAUAAAUCCAACAAAACAAAACAAAGAAACUGAAAACACACAGGAAUCUAACGACCCGAUAAACUGCCUGGAUAAAUCCAGUCAGGUGACUGGUUGUGGUUCAGAGAAGAGAACCGAGAAGACAAAGACUCCAAAACCACAGAGUGAGAAGCUGUUUGCAUCAACAGCAGGUACGGCUCUGAAUCUAUCAGCCAAACAUAAGAUCAUCAACUCUGCUGUAUUAUCUCUGUAAAAACA